Priceomyces carsonii is the source of this 2184-nucleotide messenger RNA. It is a transcript of the gene THS1, whose product is annotated as threonine--tRNA ligase. The transcript has a single exon. Gene Ontology annotation, molecular function: ATP binding; threonine-tRNA ligase activity. Lineage: Eukaryota; Fungi; Ascomycota; Pichiomycetes; Serinales; Debaryomycetaceae. The coding region runs from base 1 to 2184 and encodes 727 amino acids. The record is from RefSeq and is a predicted model, not a curated record. Gene Ontology annotation, cellular component: cytoplasm. Gene Ontology annotation, biological process: threonyl-tRNA aminoacylation.
AUGUCUGAAAUUGAAGGUCUUAAAGGAAAAGUUGACGAGUUGUCAGUAAAGGACAAGAAUGUAGAAAAAGGAAAUGAAACUAAAGCCAAAAAAGAAAAGAAACCAGUAUCUAAUUCCUUGUUUUCAACUGAAAAGCCUGAAUUUAUUGAUCCAAGAAUUCAGCUUUUUGACGAGUUAAAGGCGAAAUAUGACGAAGAAAUCGCAAAGAAGGAAAGAGUUCCAAUCAACAUCACUUUGAAAGAUGGUACUAUUAAAGUUGGUGAAGCAUACAGCACCACCCCAAUGGAAAUUGCAAUCAGUAUUGGGAAAUCUUUUGCCGACAGACAAGUGAUUGCAAAAAUUGAUAACGAAACCUUAUGGGAUUUGGACAGGCCUUUAGAAAAAGACGUGAAUUUGAAUUUUCUUGAUUUUGAAAAUCCUGAGGGAAAGGCUGUAUUCUGGCACUCUUCUGCUCAUGUUUUAGGAGAAGCUUGUGAAUGCCAUUUUGGUUGUCAUUUAUCUUACGGUCCACCAACUGAUGAUGGUUUCUUCUAUGAUAUGUCUAUUAAAAACGGUGAGGGAGUGGUUACUCAAAACGACUUUGGCACUUUAGAGCAGGUUGCAACAAAAGUUGUAAAGGAAAAACAAAAAUUUGUUAGACUAGAAAUGACCAAAGAACAGUUGUUAAAGAUGUUCUCUUACAAUAAGUAUAAAGUUCAAUUUAUUAGUGACAAAGUUCCAGAUGGAACCUCAACUACUGUUUAUAGAUGUGGUCCACUCAUAGACUUAUGUCUUGGGCCUCAUAUUCCUCAUACUGGAAGGAUUAAAGCUUUAAAGAUAUUGAAAAAUUCUUCAUCUUACUUUUUGGGAGAUGCUAACAAUGACUCAUUGCAAAGAGUGUAUGGUAUUUCUUUCCCGGAUAAGAAGUUAAUGACCGAACACUUGAAGUUCUUAAAGGAAGCGGCUGAGAGAGACCACAGAAAGAUUGGAAGAGAGCAAGAGUUGUUUUUCUUCAAUGAAAUGUCUCCAGGCUGUGCAUUUUGGUUACCUCAUGGUGCGAGAAUUUACAACACGUUGGUCGAAUUCAUCAGGUCUGAAUAUAAACAGAGGGGUUAUGAAGAAAUUAUCAGCCCUAAUAUGUACAACUCCAAAUUAUGGGAAAUCUCUGGACACUGGGGUAAUUAUAAAGAGAAUAUGUUUAGUUUCGAUGUAGAAAAAGAAACAUUUGGUUUAAAACCAAUGAAUUGUCCGGGACAUUGUCUCAUGUUCAAGCAUCGCGAAAGAUCUUAUCGUGAAUUGCCUUGGCGUGUUGCAGAUUUUGGUGUUCUUCAUAGAAACGAGUUUUCCGGUGCUUUGUCAGGUCUCACUAGGGUUCGUCGUUUCCAACAAGAUGAUGCACAUAUUUUCUGUUCUGAAGAUCAAAUAGAAUCUGAAAUCGGUGCCGUCUUUGAUUUCUUGCAGACAGUCUAUGGAGUUUUCGGCUUUGAAUUCAAAAUGGAAUUAUCUACUAGACCUGAGAAAUAUGUUGGAGAUAUAGAAACGUGGAAUGGAGCAGAAGCUAAGUUGGAAAAUGCGUUGAACAAAUUCUUGGGCAAAGGCAAAUGGGAAUUGAAUCCCGCUGACGGUGCUUUCUACGGUCCCAAAAUUGAUAUCAUGAUAAGUGACGCUUUGAGGAGAUGGUUCCAGUGCGCUACUAUACAAUUAGAUUUCCAACUCCCAUCAAGGUUCGAAUUGGAAUUCAAAGCAGAAACAAAUGACAAGGAUAAUGCGGUGCAGAGACCAGUCAUGAUUCACAGAGCUAUUUUAGGUUCCGUGGAACGGAUGACAGCUAUACUAACAGAGCACUACAAGGGUAAGUGGCCUUUCUGGUUGUCUCCAAGACAAAUAUUGGUGGUUCCUGUUGGAGUGAAAUAUAUCGACUAUGCUCAAAAGCUUCAACAGAAGUUAAGCAAAGAAUAUUUGUUUUAUGCUGAUGUUGAUACCAGUGGUAACACAUUGCCAAAGAAGGUCAGAAACGGGCAGAUGUUGAAAUACAAUUUUAUAUUUAUUGUUGGAGAGCAAGAGGAAACUGAAAACAGUGUUAAUAUACGUAACAGAGAUAUUCCAGAAGAACAAGGUAAGAAUGCAAUGGUCAAAUUCGAUGAUGUUGUUAAGCAAUUAAUCGUCUUGAAAGAAGAGAGAAGACAAGAUAAUAAAUUAGUAUAA